This is a messenger RNA of Vicia villosa (hairy vetch), 984 nucleotides long. RefSeq names its product oil body-associated protein 1A-like. The coding region runs from base 16 to 807 and encodes 263 amino acids. The transcript has 2 exons. The record is from RefSeq and is a predicted model, not a curated record. NCBI's taxonomy places the organism in Eukaryota, Viridiplantae, Streptophyta, Magnoliopsida, Fabales, Fabaceae.
CACACUUCCAGAGUCAUGGAUAUAUCUACCCUCCAAUCUAGUAACAAAGACAACACAGAAAAGAGAAGGAAAUAUCAUCCAAGAAAAAUGUCGAGCUUCAAUGGCCAACCUCGUGUACCUGGCGAACCAACUGACACCGCCACCUCCGUCCUUGAGACCGUUAAAUCUACUGUCCAAGGUUUCGGUCCCAUCAACAAAAUCCACCAACACCUUUGCGCGUUUCAUUUUUACUCACACGACAUGACACGGCAAGUGGAGGCACACCACUACUGCGGGCACCAAAAUGAGGAAAUGAGGCAGUGUCUUAUCUACGACAGCCCCGAAAAGAAUGCGAGGCUUAUAGGGCUUGAGUACGUCAUCUCUGAGAAUCUCUUCUUGACUCUUCCUGACGAGGAGAAGCGUCUCUGGCACUCUCAUUUCUAUGAGGUCAAGAGUGGUUUCUUCUUCAUGCCAAAUGUGCCUUCUCCCAUUGAACACAAAGACAUGGAGAAAGUUUGCAAGACUUAUGGUAAAGUCUUUCAUUUCUGGCAAGUCGAUAGAGGUGAUCAACUUCCACUUGGGAUACCUCAACUCAUGAUGGCUCUCACUAGAGAUGGACAAGUCUAUGAUCAUCUUGUUCAAAGCUGUGCGGAGCGUAUGGGGAUAGACUUCGAGAAGGAGAGAAAGAGUAGGGAGUAUAUGACUGGACCAGCACAUGGGGUUCAUCCAUUGGCUAAUGGUGGAGGGAAAGGUCUUGAGACAAGACUUAGGGAGGUUGAGCUUAAGAGUGAUUCACCUACCCCUUAUGCUAUCAGAGCCUCUGUUUGAUUUGAACAUAGAACAUGUUGUGUAAUAAAUAAUAAUUCAUAGGGGUCAGACACCCUUAUGACAGAAUAAUAAGCUGAUAAUAUUGUUAUUAUCAUUUGAAUGACUGGAAUAAGUUAAAGCAAAUUGUCUAAACAUAAUGCUAUUACAAUUGAAUAUUUUGGGAGUUGGUUAAAUGAA